UUAAAAGGAAACCCAAAUUCAGAGAAAUGUUCAUAACGCCCUUAAGUUUCUAUUGGGAAACAUUUUUUCUCCUAAUUUCCAUAAUCUCUGUAGUAGUUCCUUUGCUAAUGCAAAAGAAAUGCUACGAACUUCGCUUCACCAACAUGUCGUACGCAAUCCUGACGGAGCACGAGUUCAAUGCGACUUUGGAAAUCCGUGACAGAGUUUAUAUGAAUGGCGAAGUCAAUACGUAUCGCGAUUUUGAUGACCUAUUUCUGAGUAUUGACAUAGGAGUCGUGAGAAAUCAAAUCCGUCGUCUGGUUUUCGCCAAAAGAUUUUCUUAUUGCAAUGUUCAACCGAAAAAUAAUGCGGUUAUGAAAAUGUUGAUUGCGUCGUUCAAAAGCGCAACUAAUUUCGGUUUCCAAUGUCCCGUAAGGAAAGGAAAAUAUUAUUUAAGAAAUUUCACAGUCUUUUCCCCAGAAUUUCCAUAUCAGCUAUUUUACAAAGCAAAAUCUACCUAUGAUGCCGGCAUCGGGACAUUUCUUAAGGAGCAAAAGAAAUCAGUUCAAUUAGCGCAAGUCAAUGUAUCGUUUGUGAUUGAUAAAAAUUGUUAG
Hermetia illucens (black soldier fly) is the source of this 593-nucleotide messenger RNA. RefSeq lists its product as uncharacterized. The transcript is spliced from 2 exons. NCBI's taxonomy places the organism in Eukaryota, Metazoa, Arthropoda, Insecta, Diptera, Stratiomyidae. The coding region runs from base 27 to 593 and encodes 188 amino acids. The record is from RefSeq and is a predicted model, not a curated record.